CUCCCUCCCCUCUGGUCUUGAUUGGCCGCGUUCAAAGUCCAAUGUUUGGCCGAGGACGGAGGAAGGAGGGGGGGCCUACGAUCACCGCCGCUAAUUCCAGCCGCUCCUAUGAGGCUUCAAUCCCGCUAAAGAGGCUUACCAGCCCGGUUGCAGGAGGGCAUUCAGUGGCGCGAACGCAAAGUAGGACUCUUGUUUCCGGCUAUUCGGCUGGAAUAUUCGAGCAAAACCAACCUGGCUCUUUACCUCUCGUUCCGGUGUCUCGCUUGUUGCGCCCAGCGUUUCGUUUCGCUUUGGUUCAAGGCUGAUGUCCGGUGUGGGCUCGAUGACAACCGCUCGGGUCUUAACCACUCGAUGAGUGUCAGCGGCGGAAUGUGUGUGUGAUUUCACCGUUUUCCCCGUCUUUUCUCAUUACUUUGGACAUUUUGCUACCUCUACGAUGUGUUUUAACACCAUCCCUCAAUUGAGGCUUGGUUGAGCGUUCUCCCCUCCUUCGAAGUAAAUUUUCCAGACACAUCGAGACAUGGCCAAGAACCAGUCUGAGACGGCGGGCGACGACCCGGGCCAGUUGACCGACGACGAGCUCCUUCGCGGAGGUAAGGAGGAACUCCUCCGCUUGCUGCGUCGCGUCGACGGCGAGAAGAUGAACCUGAUGAUCGAGCACGGCAACCUGAUGAAGGACAUCAACCGGCGGCUCCAGGUGCACCUCCACGAGAUCCGCAGCCUGAAGGAGGUCAACCAGAAACUCCAGGACGACAACCAGGAGCUCCGCGAGCUCUGCUGCUUCCUAGACGAUGACCGGCAGAAGGGCAAGAAGCUGUCCCGGGAAUGGCAGCGCUUUGGUCGCUUCACGGCCAGCGCCAUGUGGAAGGAGGUCGGCGCCUACAUGCUGAAACUCAAAGAGCUGGAGGCCAACCAGGAGACAGUUCUGCGGGAGAACACCGAGCUCAAGGAGAUCAUCCUCAUGCUGGAUGAGGAGAGGAACGGUGCGGGAUCCAGGAGCUCCAUAGACAGUCAAUCCAGCCUAAGCAACCUCAACGGGGGCACCGGCAUCAUCCGGGACGUUGGGGACGGGAGCAGCACCUCCAGCGCUGGAAGCGCCGGGAGUCCGGACCACAACCACCACCACCACCACCACAAUCACAACCAUAACCACCAGCACAACCACGUGAACAAGACUGUCCCGGAGGCCUCCAAGUUGGGCCAACCCAUGCGGAGGUCCAUGGACGACAUGUCGGUGCCGCACCAUCACAGGAGCAUCCCCAAUGGACUCAAUGAUUCCUCCUCCAACUACAUCCGGCAGCUAGAGACCAAAGUGCGAAUCCUGGAGGACGACAACAACAAGCUCCUGUCGCAGGCUCAUAGCCGUUAUAGUUUAUCACAGAUACAAAUGAAAAAGUGUCAUCCAGGUGAUUUGCGAGCCCUGCGCAAAGGGACGACCCAGUACCACUCAGAGUCGCAGCUGUCCUCCCUGCCUCAACGCCAGGAUGCCCUGCACAAUGUGGUUUCGGGCCGCCUCCCUACCAGCGAAUCGUCUCCGGCCACGGGAUACUUAUCAUGCGUGCAGAAGCCGGAGGCCGUGGUGCAUGCCAUGAAGGUUCUGGAGGUCCACGAGAACUUGGACAAGCAAGUUCCCGAAGAUUACGAGGAUGACCUCAGUGAGAAAGAGAAGGCCAUCGUCAGGGAGAUGUGCAACGUGGUGUGGAGGAAGCUCGGCGAUGCGGCCGGCUCGAAGCUUUCCGUCCGCCAGCACCUGUCAGGCAACCAAUUCAAGGGGCCGCUGUAGCGCUUCCCCGCCAGCAGGGGGGGGGGCGUGCGCGACGUCCACCACCCUGGAACCAACUGGAAUGCCCAUCACACCGCCAGUACCAGGAUAAGCUAGCGUGCGCUAGUUUUGACCUUUGCCACGAUGUUGCGGCUACAUGACUAUUUUUUGGGGGGGCCCGGAGACGGAAGGUGCCAACGCGACGUGGUUUCAAGCACAGUUGCCGCAAAGGGUGGCCGAAAUCUUCAAUAUUUUUGGAAAUGAGCACUCCCCCUUCUCACUCCUGUCCUGGGUAUCGCGUUCAGAGUACAAUGAGGUUUGAGCGUAUCGGAUUUCUUGCUAGCGUUCACGGAAUACAAAACAUUACGAAAAGUCAUAUGAUACGAUUUAAGUGUAGCCUAACGCUGAAAACUGUAAUUUCUUAUUGUUGUUCACGAAUCAUUCACAAAGCCCCCCCGUCACUAGUGAGGAAAAAGAAAUAUAAAUGGUUGUUCAUGUUAAGUCGUGUGGAUACACUUUGACUUAGCAAAUUUUGUGUAUAUUCUGUAUAAAAACAAACAAACAAACAAAAAUAGAAACAUUUCAUUGUUAUCAUUUUACUUCGGUUUUUGGUUUCGCUAAUACAUAUUAAGGCCAUGCUCAGAUGGAAAGAAAAAUACUGCGUGGAUAAAGUUAGAAAAUUACAAAAAAAGGAAUAGUGCGGUGAAAUUGUAUAUUUUUAGCUUCAAGAAAAUCGGAACAUUGCAAGAAUGAAGUUGGCUCUAUCAACUAUUUCCCCAAAAUAUUACAAUUAUCUCUUUCUAAAAAUACCUUUUUGGGGAAAACAAAACAUCUUGGGGGAGGGGGGAGAGUAGUACAAGUUGUUUUCUUCAGCUUAAUAAAAAAAGAGAAAAAUAGAAAAGCAAAUCAAAGUUGAACAGUAUCUCAGUAAAAGUAGGUAAUUAUAAUUUUAGCAGUAACAGGAACCCCUCCCACGUGUAAUUUAGAAUCCACCAAAGUCACAACCAUUUUUUAAAAAUUCCCCCUUAUAACUAUCCUGACUUUAUUCUCGUAGUAUUACCCCCGCCUUCCUUUUUGAGCGUUGCGCUAAUAACGUAGGUGCGAUUUUUAGUGCUGCCAUGUGAUCAAACUUAAAGGGCGGAGGCGACUUUUGGUUGCAUUGUGAAUAAUCUUUCUUUAUCCGGUGUCGACUAGUUCUCUCGAGGGAUAUCAAGCCGAUUUUAAGUUUGGGUUUUUUUUUCUUGGACUUUUGAAACAAUGAAACGAGCCUGUUUGAAUGCUGUGUGCAUGCUCGACAAUCACACUCUCAGGUCGGCGUCGCGUUGAAGCGGAAAGCGACUCGCUUUACAAUAGGACGGUAGACGCUGUGCAUGUUUUUCCACAACUUUCUACGGUUCGGACAACAUGCGGUCUUGACCUGUUAACCGUACCCCAAAACCUCCUUUAAAAAAUAAAAAUAAAUAAAAAAUAAAAAAGUACUACAAAAAAAAACUUGACCUGAUGUCAGAAGCAAGAGCACGCGACGGUAACUGUGAUGAUGAUUACGUUUUCACUUCCAGAAUCAAACAUGUCCUCUGUAUAUUAGGGCCACACUGAAUAACAAAACCCUUUGCAACCUUUGUGCAAUAGUAGCUUACAUACUGAAGUACAGUAUUUAAAAUCGAAUUCAGCCAAAUUUUUUAAAAUAAGUGAUUGCUUGUCAUAGUUUCACCCAGUAAAUUUCUUUUUGGUCGUGAAGCUUUAACUUAAAUCCUUUAUGUAAGAUGAGCUUCUUUUUCAGAAAAGAUGCGUUUUGAAUUUGACAAUUUUUUUCCCACAAAAGUAGCCCCCCACAAAAAAAGGUGGACUUUUGAGGGGAAAUCUUUUGAGAGUUGUUGCUUUUCUAAAACUAUUUGGAAAAUGGGUUCUUUGCAGUUAUAUUUUCCACAUGCACCGUUUCUCUGUACCGUAUUUUCCACACUAAAAGGUGCACUGGAUUAUGAGGCGCACAUUCAAUGAAUGGCCUAUUUUUUUAAUAUAUUGGACAUAAUGGAUUAUAAGACGCAAUCUACAAUGCAUCCACUAGAUGGAGCUAUGCUCCUUCCGUUCAACUUGAGGCGUUCAUGACCGCCUCUGAAAAACGUAAAUUAACGAUUAUUUCAAUGAAACGACGAGAAUUGAAAAUGCAUCAAAACAAAAAAAUCAAGCGAUGAAAUCACAAUAAAUUCUGUAGCCCCCCGUACAGGACGGAAGAAGAGAAGGCACGGAGAUGGACAAAGACGUACCUAUAUUUGUUGAGACUGAAAAACAUUAAUAAAGUGUGCGUUUAAAAAAAAACACAGCAGCGCUCCUUUUUUCAGAGCUACAACAAAAACCUAUUUAAUAAAGUAGUGACACAGAACACUGAACCAACAGCAAGUUAUAAUAUUGGAAGCAUGUCUCCAGCAAGGAGCCAUCUUGGGGUCGACAUAUAGUAAUGACCAUACAACAAAAGGCGCCUUAAAGUGCGGAAAAUACGGUCAUUUUAUUUAUUUAAAUACUUAACCCACGUUUUUUUUCGCCAACAGUUGCAGGGCUUUUCAUUUUACAUUGUACUUGAGGGGGAAUUUUGAGAAAGGUUUUCUAGAACUCAAACAAAAAUAUUUUACAAGAAUUUGUUUUUCGUUGAGAAGUGGAAAAAAAAUCUUGUUUUUUCAGGCCUCAGUUCAAUUGGAUUUUAAAAAAUUAUUUAGCAAAAAAGCUAUGUUUGUCAAAGUCAGUUUUUCUCUUCAGCGAUAUUUAGAUGACAAAAAUGCUUUAAAAAAGGCCUGUUUAAUCUUGUCCUUGUCUUCAUACCACUGGUACUAAACUGCGACUGCAUUUUGUUCCUCCCUCCUUCAGUGUGGCCUUAAUAUUAAUUUUAAAUCCACUAACUUACAGUAAAAAGUGUCCUUUUUUUCUAUUUGAGGAAACGACUGGAAGCCAUGAUUCUCUUUUGCAGGAAAAUUGUAUAUAGACAUUUGGACUUGUACACGUUUGACAUUCCCGCCCGUCGUGGCUCGCAUGACUGUAACGUCUUCCCAUCCAUCUCAACGUAUCUGAGGAGACCACAGCCGGUGGUCUGGGCGUUUAGAAUAAAGAGAGAAAAUAAAACACGAGUUGACUCAA
Hippocampus zosterae (dwarf seahorse) is the source of this 4888-nucleotide messenger RNA. It is a transcript of the gene ccdc85cb, whose product is annotated as coiled-coil domain containing 85C, b. The coding region runs from base 521 to 1783 and encodes 420 amino acids. The transcript is spliced from 7 exons. The record is from RefSeq and is a predicted model, not a curated record. Lineage: Eukaryota; Metazoa; Chordata; Actinopteri; Syngnathiformes; Syngnathidae. Gene Ontology annotation, cellular component: apical junction complex.